Messenger RNA from Aegilops tauschii subsp. strangulata, 1449 nucleotides. The record is from RefSeq and is a predicted model, not a curated record. NCBI's taxonomy places the organism in Eukaryota, Viridiplantae, Streptophyta, Magnoliopsida, Poales, Poaceae.
AUGCUCUGUCCGCACUUAUCCAAUAUUAAAAUUUCCUCUUGUUUUCUCUACACUUUUCAUUCAGGUCUAUAUAUUAAGAGCGAACAACUUCACUACAACUGAUGGAGCACUUGGUCUCCUGUGUCUGGAAGCUGGCAAGGAGAAGAUACCGAAAGAAGAAAGUUCCAAUGAUGUCAAAUCUGAAGCUGGCAAGGAGAAGAUACCGAAAGAAGAAAGUUCCAAUGAUGUCAAAUCUGAAGCUGGCAAGGAGAAGAUACCGAGUGAGUCAAAUUUCAUUGUGUUGAUUCUGCACUCGUGAAAUUUGUUAUACAUGGAUAAGUUAACCAUUGAAUCUUCUGAAUCAUUUUUUGUGUUAUGCAAUGCACAAGAAGAAAGUUCCAUUGAUGUCAAAUCUGAAGCUGGCAAGGAGAAGAUACCGAAAGAAGAAAGUUCCAUUGAUGUCAAAUCUGAGGAGAAACCAAAGGUUGCUCAGAGCGAUAGCAGCAACCUAGCCAGUGAGUCAAUAACAGAUGGCAUCAAAUUUUCAGACACAGCCAUCGAUUUCGACGACGUGAAAGAUUUCAGCAGCUUCAGCAUCAUCGUAGACGGCCUGGCCAUCGACUGCGAGUUUCCUGACCAACAACGCGAGACGUACUACGAGCUGUGCUGUGCCCAGAAGUCGUUCCUUCACAAGGACCUGCUCAAAGGGCUAAACAUCACACUCGUGGUGGGGGCGAUCAUGGAGACUAUCGACAUCGCAGAGGGCAUCAGGGCCUGCAAGGCGCGCGUUCCUUCCCGCAAGGACUUUGUGGUCUGGAAGAAGAACUUGCAGGCCUUGAAGCUCCUGGGCAUGAAUGUGGACUUCCUGCUCAAACGCGUCGAUGGUCUCCUCAGCCUCCCUGCUCGACCCAGAGCCCCUGCUGAGGUAAAACUGGAGCGGGCACGCACCGUUGCGAAAAUCAAGGAGGUCGAGUCCAGGAUUUCGAGUGUGAAGGACACUCUGGAGGAGAUUGACGUGGAGAUGGAGGAGAUGGAGUCCAGCGCGAAGAUAGUGGAUGAGAUGAUGCAGCUGUUAGCGACCGCGCCAUGGUAGCAGUGUGCACGCGGCUUCGGUCGCUGCCGCAGACAAUAAAUAUUUUGGGCGACAUGGCCCAUUCAGUAUGCAGAGGAAGAUGAUGCGGUGGAUGGGGUCUAAGCUUUGCAGAAGAUUAGAACUGCGUUGUGGCGGCAGUAUUUGGUUUUAAGAGUGAACACUUCUUUUUUGUAUAAAAAUGCAAAUUGAGAGUAGUUAUUAUCUGUGUACCAUCUUGGUUACACUUCUUGUGCAGCAAACAAACUAGGAUGCUGUUUUUUUUUUGGGUACACAUCAAGUGGCGUGACCUAUCUCCAUGCCAUCCCCCCUGUGUAAUUCCGCGGAACUGCGCUGUGACAGUGCUGAAAAUGCAAGAGAUAUGCAGUUUGCUUUGAGUA